This is a messenger RNA of Porites evermanni, 2736 nucleotides long. Lineage: Eukaryota; Metazoa; Cnidaria; Anthozoa; Scleractinia; Poritidae. The record is from the annotation of a GenBank genome assembly.
AUGAACAACAGCUCUGAACCCAACCCAGCCACUACAGGGACCGACGCAGUACCCGGGUUUCCUCCCUCUUUCGUGUACCCAGUGGCGACGUGUCACAUCUUAAUUGUCGCUGUGGCAGUCCUUGGAAACCUCAUAGUUUGUUACGCAAUAAUCACUAACAAAAGUCUCCGAAGCAGCCCAACAAAUUUGUUCAUUUUCUCGUUGGCGUUCUCAGAUCUUUUUACUGCAACAUUAGCAGUACCAUUUGACAUAGAAGGCCUUUUCCUUAACUGGGCUUGGAAGCAUGGAGAAAUAAUGUGCGAGGCGUGGAUUACCAUUUACCUUAUCACUGUACCCACGUCCAUUUUGACCCUUUUGGCCGUGAGCGUGGAUCGUUACAAGAGCCUUAAAGAUCCCUUGAAUCGAUUUCGCCGCUUCCGAUUUAUAACACGAAAGAGAGCUUUAAUUGUUAUUUCUGUCAUCUGGCUUUACAGCUUGAUUUUUGCUUUAAUUCCCGUCAUGGGCUGGAGAGCAUUUAAAGAGUUUGUUUAUGAGGGAGUCUGCUACUUUCCUUUCACUGAAAUUUAUUCCACUCUCAGCUCUUGCCUAAAUUUCAUCAUUCCACUGCUGGUAACGUGCGGUAUCUACGUUAAGAUUUACCUCAUAGCGAGGUCUCAAAGCAGCACUUUUGAUAAAGAGAUCUCACUACAAAUGCGUACGACGGAAGCCUGUUCACGACAAACGCGUUCAACUGAAGAAAAGAAAAUCUAUUUAAAGAAUAUUCGAGCGGCCAAGACUAUCUCCAUCUUUGUAGCCGUGUUUUUCUUUUGCUGGGUUCCUCACUCUUUCAUCAGCAUCACUGCCAAUCUCUGUCAAUCAUGCCGAGCUAAAAUCCCAAAUGAAGUUCGUGUUCUAGUUUUGAUGUUUGGAUACCUUAAUUCUGCCCUCAACCCAUUUCUUUUCGCUUUUCGAAACAAAAGGUUCAAGGCCGCCUAUUCAGCACUAUUUUAUUAUUCAUUCAAAAUAAUUCCUAGUUUAAAAACAUAGCUAAAACAAGCUUACCUGCAUCGAUGUUAAGUUUAUCUUCGAUAGUUUACGUUUAGGUGUGUCCAGCUCCGCAAAUAUUCUCCAAAUAGCAGAUGUCGCCCUCCGAGUUGUCUUCUUGCUGUUUUUGCUAUGUUUUAAGCCAUUAUUCCGUCUAGUUCCAGCUGUAGUUCUUACUCUUAAAACGAGUGAAGUGUCCGCCAUGUUAGUUUUUACAACGAAAACAACUCAAUCUCGUCCCCAGGUCUUCUCGGUUAACGGUGCAUUAACCUGUAGAAGGCUGCAUUUUUGACGUCAUUUCCAAAAAUUCUUCCAAAUUUGGUCAUCAGUAACUGGUUAUGGUGAAUUAUGCGUGUGCUUUUAGCCAAUCAGAAUUGGGGAAAUAUUUUGAAUGAAUAAUAAUUAACUUUAAAGGUAACAAUACAACAAAUAAAAAAAUUGAGCUAUUAUAUAGAGAUAAAUAAAAGUAUAAUUGCACAAUGUCCCGGCGUCGAAAUGUCCAUUGUCACCACAGGCCAGUUAGCAAUUAUUGGAUGAGGCUGAGUAUGAUCUGAUUGAGGAGGGUGGUAUCCUCCAAAAACGAAGGCUGAGGUGGAUAACAACCUUCGAGAUCUGCAUAAUUCUUCACAUCAUACGAAAGACGAAUCUAAUAAUUGUUUUGACUAUCCAUUCAAAACGAUUUGUACUUUAAAACACGCUUGCCUCGAUUGAUGUUAAAUUCCCGUCUCAAUUUGUAUGUUCCUCCGCAAAUUCAGGAUACAAACAGAAGUUUAGUAGCAGCUGUCAUCCCUUGACUUGUAUUUUUACUGUUCUUCCUGUUUUUAGGCAGAAGUUCGGCUGUUUCCUCUUCACAAAACGUGUGAAAUUUUCUGCAAUAUUCUCCAGCUCUACAAAAACCGCUGAGCUAACGCAACCUCGUCCCCAGUGGCCUCUCGGUUGCCGUCCAUUCUCCCGGCGAUAGCCUGUACAAUAAACAUCAUUUUAUCGAAAAUCGCAAACGUCUUCCAAAUAGGCCAUUUGCGAAUUGCUCGAAACCCUGUUUCAUAGCCUGCGAAAAUAUCCGUUCCUCCUCGCGAAACGUCCCCAGCGGCGAAGAGCGAGGAAUAAACGGAUGUUUUCGCAGGCUACUGUUUCAAAGCCAGGGUUAGUACAAAGCAAGAGCCAUAAUCGGGGUAUUACACCGAAACUAGCCGUGCAGUGCAGGCGUUUUCUUCGUGCACGCGAAUGUUUUGCUCGCGAAAUCGCAUGUUGAAACUCGAAAAGAGGGGAGAAAAUGGGGCGAGUCAAAAGAAGCGGGUAUUUUUACUUUCCCUAAUCUUCUUCCCUCAUAGAGUGGUUUUCGUUUGAGUGUCGUAAAACCAAAACCAAAGUAAUUACUCUGGCCAAUCACAUAGGACACAGACAAUACAUUGAACCAAUCAAAACUCGAAGUAACAAUCAUGCCGAGCUAAAAUCCCAAAUGAAGUUCGUGUUCUAGUUUUGAUGUUUGGAUACCUUAAUUCUGCCCUCAACCCAUUUCUUUUCGCUUUUCGAAACAAAAGGUUCAAGGCCGCCUAUUCAGCACUACUGCGUACGAUGAAAGCUAGACCUCUAUUUACAAGCAGUUUGAGACGUCGCUCCACUUUAACAGCUAGUACUUGUCAUUCUGAACUUCCAGAUCUACAAGAUAGCGUGGUUCGCCUACAGUUGGCUAAAACGAAACGAGAAAGCUGA